Molecule: messenger RNA, 1889 nt
Organism: Rattus norvegicus (Norway rat)
Lineage: Eukaryota; Metazoa; Chordata; Mammalia; Rodentia; Muridae
Source: RefSeq, a predicted model, not a curated record
GCCGGGAGGCAACGGCGGACUCGCGCGAUUGGUGGAUCCAUUUAGUUCAAGAAAAUGGAGACCGAACAGCCAGAAGAAACCUUCCCUAACACCGAAACCAAUGGUGAAUUUGGUAAACGCCCUGCAGAAGAUAUGGAAGAGGAACAAGCCUUUAAAAGAUCUAGAAAUACUGAUGAGAUGGUUGAAUUGCGCAUUUUGCUUCAGAGCAAGAAUGCUGGGGCAGUGAUUGGAAAAGGAGGCAAGAAUAUUAAGGCUCUCCGUACAGACUACAAUGCCAGUGUUUCAGUCCCAGACAGCAGUGGCCCCGAGCGCAUACUGAGUAUCAGUGCUGAUAUUGAGACGAUUGGAGAAAUUCUGAAGAAAAUCAUCCCUACUUUGGAAGAGGGCCUGCAGUUGCCAUCACCCGCUGCAACCAGCCAGCUCCCGCUCGAAUCUGAUGCUGUGGAAUGCUUAAAUUACCAGCAUUAUAAAGGGAGUGACUUCGACUGCGAGCUGAGACUGUUGAUUCAUCAAAGUCUGGCCGGAGGAAUUAUUGGUGUUAAAGGUGCUAAAAUCAAAGAACUUCGAGAAAACACUCAGACAACAAUCAAGCUUUUCCAGGAAUGCUGCCCUCAUUCUACUGACAGAGUUGUUCUUAUUGGAGGAAAGCCCGAUAGGGUUGUAGAAUGCAUCAAGAUCAUCCUUGACCUUAUAUCUGAGUCUCCCAUCAAAGGACGUGCACAACCUUAUGAUCCCAACUUCUAUGAUGAAACCUAUGAUUAUGGUGGUUUUACAAUGUUGUUUGAUGACCGCCGAGGACGACCUGUGGGAUUCCCCAUGCGGGGAAGAGGUGGUUUUGACAGAAUGCCUCCUGGUCGGGGUGGGCGUCCCAUGCCUCCUUCUAGAAGAGAUUAUGAUGAUAUGAGCCCUCGUCGAGGACCACCACCACCACCACCUGGUCGAGGUGGACGGGGUGGCAGCAGAGCUCGGAAUCUUCCUCUUCCUCCUCCACCACCACCCAGAGGGGGAGAUCUCAUGGCUUACGACAGAAGAGGAUGGCCUGGAGACCGCUAUGAUGGCAUGGUUGGGUUCAGUGCUGAUGAAACUUGGGACUCUGCAAUUGACACAUGGAGCCCAUCAGAAUGGCAAAUGGCUUAUGAACCACAGGGUGGUUCUGGAUAUGAUUAUUCUUAUGCAGGGGGCCGUGGCUCGUAUGGUGAUCUUGGCGGACCUAUUAUCACUACACAAGUAACUAUUCCCAAAGAUUUGGCUGGAUCUAUUAUUGGCAAAGGUGGUCAGCGGAUUAAACAAAUUCGUCAUGAGUCUGGAGCAUCUAUCAAAAUUGAUGAACCUUUAGAAGGAUCUGAAGAUUGGAUCAUUACCAUUACGGGAACACAGGACCAGAUACAGAACGCACAGUAUUUGCUGCAGAACAGUGUGAAGCAGUAUUCUGGAAAGUUUUUCUAAGACUAGUGAAGAACUGAAGGAGUCCUGCAUCUUUUUUUUUAUCUGCUUCUGUUUAAAAAGCCAACAUUCCUCUGCUUCCUAGGUGUUCUGCAUUUGAGGUGUAGUGAAAUCUUUGCUGUUCACCAGAUGUAAUGUUUUAGUUCCUUACAAACAGGGUUGGGGGGAGGGCAUGCAAAAAAACUAACAUUGAAAUUUUGAAACAGCAGCAGAGUGAGUGACUUUUAUUUUUUGUUCAUUGUUGGUGGUUUUAAAAAUUCCCCCCGUGUAAUUAUUGUGAACACCUUGCUUUGUGGUCACUGUAACAUUGGGGGGUGGGACAGGGAGGAAAGUAAUAGUCCACAUGUCCCUGGCAUUUGUUCAGAGCAGUGUGCAGAAUGUAAUGCUCUUUUGUAAGAAACGUUUUAUGAUUUUUAAAAUAAAUUUAGUGAAUCUAAAAAAAAAAA